Messenger RNA from Vitrella brassicaformis, 973 nucleotides. NCBI's taxonomy places the organism in Eukaryota, Vitrellaceae. The record is from the annotation of a GenBank genome assembly.
AGAAAUGAGCUUGAAGUGCGGCAGAAACUCCCACAUCUCAUUGUAGUUCAUCUGGGCCACUUCUGGAUGGUCAUUUCAGGACGGUUGCCAGAAGAUAUCUUGCGGGCAAUACACGAGGACGGCGACAUUGAAAUGGUUGAGUGGAAGAUGGAGGUUUUGGUGGGCAGAAGCCACCUGCACGCAUUCAUCAAGUGACUCUCCUUUCUUUGCCUUGACUCUUCACUUGACACUUCACCUGUUUUUUGUCGGCGAGGUCGAGCUGCCGGAAGUGUGGCAGACGGGACUCAGUGAAUCCCUCCCAGAGCAGCCCCGGGUUACGCCGAGUGGUUUCAGUGAAGUUCCUGACAUCAUAGACGUAACGGUGGUCUUCCGUCUCAUACUGCACUGCGCCCCUCUCUGUAAAGUAUCCGCUGAGCUUUCGCGGCAUUGUCUUCUCGGGGGGACCCCUGUCUUCUGGAGCGGCACUCGCAUCCUUUAUCCAGUCAAUGAACGCGAGAUCUCUAAGGUACGCGUCCCAGGUCCUGUAGAGAGACAGACAGACAGACGCAAUGAGAAGAUACACGUCGAUUGCCAUCUGUACAGGCAGGCACUGGACAUGCGGACCAGCCUGAGAUGUCUGAGGGCCCCUCCGGCUGCGAGAAGAGAUAGACCAGCUCAUUUCGAAGGUCGUGAAUGGGGAAGUGACAUCCUGCAUGACAGCGUGCAAAGGAAAGUCGGGGCCAUGCGCUCAACUUGCGGGAGCUCUUUUGUUUGCAUACCCAGGAGAACGGUCGGGACCGGGAAAUCCUGAGAUCCGAGUAUGGCCUGGCCAGGACCGAUACCCGCACCGGCGGAGACGUUGUGGCGCCAACCGAGCGUCCCUGGGAGGCAGCUCAGCAAUGCCAGCACAUGGAAGGACGCCAGAACAACACAAGGAUGGGGCAGCAUGGUCCUCAAGCACGCACCUUCUCCACGCGGACAGGCACUGGCAGUC